AUGAAAGCUAAGCUCGCCGUGGUAUGGCUGCUUAGUUUGGGAAAAAGUCUCUUUGCCACUCCACCAUAUUCACUACCUCAGUACCCUGCACACUGGGCCCUGCCGUCUCAGACGUCGGACGGUAUGGCGACCGGUGAGAGGCGAUCAAAUCUCAGGUUGCUUAGGACGCCAUUGAUCCUGGACCAAUGCGACACACGCACGACUCGCCAUGGAGACUGUCUUAGACUGUGUACUUACAACGCGAGAACAGUUUCCACAGACGCUGACCUGCAUGCCAUUCUCGGGGCUGCAGAGCUUAUCAAAUUUCACGUGGUUGCUCUGCAGGAGACCAAGUGCAGAAGGAGCGACAUACGACAGAUGAAUGACGGUACACUCGUCAUUCGUGGAGAGAAGGUUCCUUCGCGAAAUGUAGGCGGUGUUGGUUUUGUUGUGCACCCAUAUGUCGUCCAUCUCGUCGAUUCUCACGAGAUCCUGUCACCUCGUCUGGCCAUUCUUCGCCUCCGCCCUCUGCGCCAAAAACCCAUCAGUAUCAUCAACUGCUACUCACCAACAUCAGCAGCUGAUGAAUCCGAAUUGAACGCGUUUUACGAGGAGCUGGAGGAAGUAGUCCGCAACGAGAAGUCCUUCUACAAAUUCGUUGUCGGAGACUUCAACGCAAAACUAGGAAAUGCCACAGAAGAGGAAUAA
Necator americanus (New World hookworm) is the source of this 687-nucleotide messenger RNA. RefSeq lists its product as uncharacterized. The transcript has a single exon. Bases 1 to 687 code for a protein of 228 amino acids. Gene Ontology annotation, molecular function: catalytic activity. Lineage: Eukaryota; Metazoa; Nematoda; Chromadorea; Rhabditida; Ancylostomatidae. The record is from RefSeq and is a predicted model, not a curated record.